Molecule: messenger RNA, 372 nt
Organism: Hibiscus syriacus
Lineage: Eukaryota; Viridiplantae; Streptophyta; Magnoliopsida; Malvales; Malvaceae
Product: heavy metal-associated isoprenylated plant protein 19
Exons: 3
Coding region: 1-372 (123 amino acids)
Molecular function (GO): metal ion binding
Source: RefSeq, a predicted model, not a curated record
AUGGAAAACGAGAAGAAAGAAGAUGGUAAACAAGCAAUUGUUACAGAAUUUGAAGUUUCAAUGCAUUGCAAUGCAUGUGAAAGAACCGUCGCCAAAGUCAUUGCCAAAUUUAAAGGUGUGGAUAAAUUUACGACGGAUAUAAACAAAAACAAAGUUGUAGUUACGGGCAACAUUGAUCCACAAAAGGUUUUGAAAAAAUUAAGGAAGAAAACAGGAAAGAAAGUAGAAAUUGUGGGCAAAGUAGAAGAAACGGAAAAGGAAAAGGACAAAAAUAGUGACGUUCGUGCAAUGUAUGAAAAUUCGUCACUGUUAGAUAAAGAAGCCUUUAUGAUGUUUAGCGACGAAAAUCCAAAUGCAUGCUCAAUCAUGUAA